UUGUCAUCUCAUCAUUUUUGUUGCUGCUUCUCUGCCGAAAUCAAAGUUCUCAUCGAAAACUUUUUAAAAAUAGCUUCGACGUUAAAUUUUAAAUUUUAAAGUUUCGAAUAAACAAAAUCAAUAUGCCAGACCAUUUGGGCGAUGAUAUGCGAAAAAUUCGCACUCCAGAGGAAAAGGAAGAGAAGGAAAUCAAAACUUUGGAUGAAGGAGACAUUGCAUUGUUGAAGACCUACGGGCAAGGACCAUACUCCAAGUUGAUUAAGGCUACGGAAGAGGAUAUCCAAAACAUUAUCAAGCGUGUGAAUGAGCUGUCUGGAAUUAAGGAGUCUGACACUGGACUCGCUCCUCCAGCCUUGUGGGAUUUGGCUGCUGAUAAGCAAGUUCUUCAAAAUGAGCAACCCCUUCAAGUCGCGAGAUGCACCAAGAUUAUUCGCGGAGCAGAGGGUGAAGAUCCGAAAUACAUUAUCAAUGUGAAACAGUUUGCAAAGUUUGUGGUAGACUUGGCCGACUCUGUGGCUCCCACUGAUAUUGAAGAAGGAAUGCGUGUUGGGGUUGACCGUAACAAGUAUCAGAUCCACAUACCUCUUCCACCAAAAAUCGAUCCAAGUGUAACCAUGAUGCAAGUCGAAGAGAAGCCAGAUGUGACUUAUGCCGAUGUUGGUGGUUGUAAGGAGCAAAUUGAAAAGUUGAGAGAGGUUGUGGAGACACCCUUGUUGCAUCCGGAACGCUUUGUCAACUUGGGAAUUGAACCCCCAAAGGGCGUUUUGCUCUUUGGACCUCCUGGAACUGGAAAGACUCUUUGUGCUCGAGCUGUUGCGAAUCGAACGGACGCCUGUUUCAUUAGAGUUAUUGGAUCUGAAUUGGUCCAGAAAUAUGUAGGGGAGGGGGCACGUAUGGUCCGAGAACUUUUUGAAAUGGCUCGCAGUAAGAAAGCGUGUUUAAUAUUCUUCGACGAAAUUGAUGCCAUUGGAGGUGCCCGUUAUGAUGAUGGAGCUGGUGGUGAUAAUGAAGUUCAGAGAACCAUGUUGGAACUCAUUAACCAGUUGGAUGGUUUCGAUCCUAGAGGAAACAUUAAAGUUCUCAUGGCCACCAACAGACCAGACACUCUUGACCCUGCCCUUAUGCGACCAGGACGGCUUGAUCGUAAAGUGGAAUUUGGACUUCCCGACCUUGAAGGAAGAAGUCACAUUUUUAAGAUUCACGCAAGAUCCAUGUCUACCGAGAAGGAAAUUCGAUUUGAAUUGUUAGCUAGACUGUGUCCCAACUCCACCGGUGCUGAAAUUCGAUCAGUCUGUACCGAGGCAGGAAUGUUUGCUAUUCGAGCAAGAAGGAAAGUGGCAACUGAGAAAGACUUCCUUGAAGCUAUCAACAAAGUCAUUAAGGCGUACGCCAAAUUCUCGGCUACUCCACGUUAUAUGACCUAUAACUAAACUUUAGCGAAACUUUUAUAUGUUGUUUGUAAUGAUAACCAAUUACUCAAAAAAUAUUUCUAAAUACCCCAAUUUGUAUUAGUUCAAUUCAUACUGCUUUAAUUUCCCAUUGUAAAAACAAAAAGAAAAAAUUGUCCAUUAAUUCAGCACGAGAAUUGUUGUGAAUUUAUAAGGUCAUUAUUUUUAUUGUAAAAUCACAUGUCCAAAUUUUAGGCCAAUAAAUCCAAUACAAUAAUCAAGAGAA
Folsomia candida is the source of this 1674-nucleotide messenger RNA. RefSeq names its product 26S proteasome regulatory subunit 7 (gene Rpt1). The coding region runs from base 123 to 1430 and encodes 435 amino acids. Gene Ontology annotation, cellular component: proteasome regulatory particle, base subcomplex. Gene Ontology annotation, molecular function: proteasome-activating activity; ATP binding; ATP hydrolysis activity. The transcript has 8 exons. The record is from RefSeq and is a predicted model, not a curated record. NCBI's taxonomy places the organism in Eukaryota, Metazoa, Arthropoda, Collembola, Entomobryomorpha, Isotomidae. Gene Ontology annotation, biological process: proteasome-mediated ubiquitin-dependent protein catabolic process.